AUGGAGAAAGCCACAAAAGACCUUCUGGUGAUAUACGAAGAAGAGGCAGAGAAAUGGGCCUUCUACUUGAGAGAAAUCUUUCAACAUGUGAUAGAGAUGGAAGGAAUUCUACUCUACAGUCUUCAGAACGCAUCCUUCCGCCAUCUGGACUUGCUUGGAUUAAGAUCUUACAGAUGCAAACUGCUGAUCUUGUCAAAAAGACUCCUAAGACGCCUGAGUCCGAAGAAAUGCCAUUUUCUGGAUAAGAUCCUUCAUCCUUCAGAAAGUGUGGUGUUCCUCCUUUGUGGUGUGAGCAGUUCAGACAAGCUGUACGAGUUACUGAAUAUUCCCCAGGGCAGGAGUGAGAUCUCCACUGACCAGGAACCUGAAGACUACAUUUCGGUCGUCAAGAGUGUUCUGCAAAACGAUGCUCAAGAUGGUUUUGAAGCGAGUCCAGAAGUCUCAGGAUUGAGCGACUCUGUGGAAACCAAAGAAAGAAGAGGAACUGAGGAAGGGUCUGAGACGUUGGCAGACUACCUCCCGCCGAUACUGGUGACGCCAACAGAGAUAUCCUGUGAGAACCCUGGUGAAAUAUUCAUUCUGUUGAGAGAUGAAUUCAUUGGUGACUCCAUAGAGGUCGAAUUUACUUCAAACAAUACGAGUAUUAGAAGUCGACCAGCCUUUUGGAACAGGACGGUCAGGUGCAUGAAAGCCCUAGAUUUUCCUGCUGGAUCUGUCAACGUAAAUGUCUACUGUGAUGGAAUUGUUAAGGCCACAGUGGAGAUUAAAUACUACACAACAGAAAGGGAGAAUCAGAAGGCCGGUUCGAGUGAUGAUGCUUGUCGGGCAUCAUUAGAAGAACUUGAUAAUAUUCUCACCUCAUUAUUCAAAACUGAGAUACCAUCUUAUAAGUUCAGAUUUCUUCACAAUGAAGUGUGUCAUCAACAAGAACGUACUCAGUACAAAGAACUGCCCACCCUUCUGCACUGCGCGGCCAGGUUCGGCUUCAAGAACUUGGCAUCCCAUUUGCUCUGGUGUCCGGGGGCAUCUCGGGCAUUCCAGACUAAGAACUCUCAGGGCGCAGUCCCGGUUCAGAUCGCCAAACACCACGGUCACGACGAACUAGAGGAAAUCUUCAGAAAAUUCUCCAUCCAUGAAGACUUCAGAAAUGCGAAACAAGAAAAUGAAGAGAGAGGAAGCAAGGGGAAUUCAACUUACGCGCUUCCUACCCCGAAAUUCAGCUCGAGGCAGAGCCCAAGACACUAUUCAGGGAUGAGGCAGGAAGCGGAAGGAGCUGAGGAGGAGGAAGAGGAAGAGGAAGAGGAGGAAGAGGAAGAGGAGGAAGAAGAAGAAGAAGAAUCUGAAGAAGUGCAAUUGGACGAGGAAGAGGACGUUGAAAAUGACCCACAAGGAAUCAACCAAUGCCUCGAGAGUGAUGACGAUUUAUACGUUACGAUUCCAGGAGAAGUCUCACCGUUUAUUUCUGCCAAACCACCGACUCCUCCUCCUAGACCUGUGGCUACUUCCAACAGAAUGGAAAACUUUCCUUGCAUUUUCCCAGGAAAAAUGUCGGCAAGCCAAACCGAAGGAACCCAGGCCUGCUGUUAUCCCCACUUAAAACCAGAGGAAGAAAACGAGCCCGAGGAAGAGGAAGAAGAGGAAGGAGAGAAGGAGGACGAGGAGGAAGAGGAAGACCCUUAUACUUCAGCGGAGGUUGACGACAGUGAAUACGAUAUGAUAUUCGCCGGCGAUAGCGGCCCGAAAAAAAUAGGGAGCCGCUCUUUCAUCAUCAACAGACCUCCGGCACCUGCCCCUCGUCCCACUUGUGUCCCCAGUAAAGAGACGAAUACUCCUUACAUAGCUCAAGUGUUUCAGCAGAAAGCAGCCAGAACUCAGCCGGUUAGCAGGAGACCAUAUGCUCCACAUUCCAAAAAGUCAGAUCCUAGAGUUCGAUUCAACAAUCAAACCGAAGCGAUGCUGAAAUCCUGUAUACCUUAUGGUCAGGAAGAGCUAAUUCUAUUGCAGGAGAAGGUGAAGAAUGGGAAAAUGUCUGUGGACGAGGCACUUAGGAAAUUUAAGCAGUGGCAGAUUGAAAAAAGUGGACUAGAAGCUAUUCAGCAGGAAAAGCUUCGCCAUCUCAGGGACUGCAUUAUUGGGAAAAGACCAGAAGAAGAAAAUCUCUAUGACAAAAUCACCAUCGUUCACCAUCCUUGUGUUAAAAGAGAAAUCAUCCACAGUGAGAGGACUUUUUAUAGCGCAACAAUGGACAGUCUGCAUCCCCCUCAAGUGCCUGUAGAAAAGGAAUACAGUUUCUGUCCAAGGAAAGCCAUCUAAAGGAGGACAUUGUAAAUGAGCCCAAAGGUUUGCAGCUGUUGUCCUUGCCUCAGUGAAGCCGUCUAGGGUGCUGAUCAAAGGCCCCCCCGUGACCCCUUACCAACAGCUGUGUUCGCCUGCCGCCUCUAACAGAACAGACUGCAGUGAUUGGUUCCCUGUGAAGUUAACCAUUCCAGAAGCCACACGUUUCCCAGCAGUAGAAAAAAGCGAAAAUGUGACGGCCAAUAGAGUCUGUGUUCUUUGAAAAUGCCUUUGACAUUCGAAGUCUCAUUCUUUCUUAUUCUAAAUGCUUUCCACCUCAGCGAUUCUGCUACAGAGGCGGGGGCCGGGGGGAUAGGGGAGCUAACACACAGCUGGAAGGAGCAGCUUUAACAUACGGGAGAAACAAGAUGGUGUGGGCAUUUGACAGAAUUGCCAUCACAUAGCAAGUCUUCUGGGUCCCUUCUGAGAGACAGUGAAAAAGGAAUAGAGAGAAAGAAAGAGCCAAGUAAGAAGGACUGAGCAAAAAUGAGAGAAUGAGAGAGUGAGAGAGAAUGAGUGAAGAAAAGGAAAGAGAAAGAAGGAAAGAAAGAUGCUGAAGGAAAGAGAGAGCAAGGAAAGAGAAAAAGAGAAUGAGUGAAGAUAGAGGGUGAGGGAGAGAGAGAAUCGAUUGGGGUUUGAAGAGAACAUUCAUCCUGAGAGCACUUUUCAGCCAUUUUGAGAAAAGACAUGUCUAGACAAUCUGGAUUUUUAUGAGGCUUGAUGCCCUAACAAGACAACUUUUCCAUUUCCUACUUCUCUGUGUUUCAGACUGUAACCAUUACAUUAGCAGCUCCUUGGCACUGAAGAGAAUGGGGCGCCUGUGAGGAUAAGGGAUUAUGUAGAUGAGACCCUUGGGUCAAUGUCUCUACUGUCUGGAGCGUGAGACACAGUAGAUUGAGCUUUGCUAAUUCUCACUUUUCCAUGCUGCAAAGAAAUGUAUCCCAGCUCAUUAAAAAACAUUGUCCCCUUGUCAUCCUGCUUUGCGGAAGUUUACUUCGGCAGAGGAAAAAAAAUACCCAUUUGAAAGAGUCUUAAGACCCACCGCUCCCAAAAAGUGGAAUGUUUAAACUCUGGCUGACUGGGGAAAAGAAAUAAAGUUUUUCUGGGAUUCUGAA
Molecule: messenger RNA, 3449 nt
Organism: Ornithorhynchus anatinus (platypus)
Lineage: Eukaryota; Metazoa; Chordata; Mammalia; Monotremata; Ornithorhynchidae
Gene: BANK1
Product: B cell scaffold protein with ankyrin repeats 1
Exons: 17
Coding region: 1-2313 (770 amino acids)
Biological process (GO): negative regulation of B cell activation; negative regulation of phosphatidylinositol 3-kinase/protein kinase B signal transduction; B cell activation
Molecular function (GO): protein tyrosine kinase binding; signaling receptor binding
Source: RefSeq, a predicted model, not a curated record